AUGGAGCCUAUGGAGAUAGACGGCGAUUAUGUGGAAGAGACGGCAUUUGAACUGCUGCAAAGGCUUGGAUUCGGUUCUGUGCGAUUUGGAACCGAACUGGAAUCUCUGAACGAAAUCGUGCAGUUGGUUCCUGGACAAGUUUACGAAAUGAAUGGCGAUGUCUGUUCGGGAAAAACUCAGGUUCCAGGCUUUUGAAGGCUUAUAGUUUUGUGUUUGUUCAGAUUUGUUAUUCAAUCGUUUCAAAACUUUUGAAGGAAGAUGAUGAGGCGAACGUUAUGUGGAUUAGUUCGCUCCCAUUCAGAACCGAUCAUUUCAUGAAACAUGCUGGCGAAGUUUGAAUAUCUCCUUGAAAAUUUCUAGGAUUUUUAAAGGCGCAGAGUGGGUUUUCUCCUCUAGAACAUGAUUAAAUCUUUCUGAUCCUAUGAACACCCUAGCAAGAAUUCUGAACAACCUAGAAAUCUUAAAACUAUAGCCCAUCACGCGCCAGUUUGUCACGAUUUUGUUUCCUGCCGAAAAAUACCAAAUCGGAUCAAUUUUACCAUUCUUUGCUUCAAGACCUUUGUUUUUGCAGUUUUGUAGAGCCUAAUCUGGGCUUACAGUAGCUUUUUUUGCUGUUGAACGUUAAAGUCUCUCGCGCGGAGCCUGUAUAACUUUCUCGGGUUUCUCAGGAAAACAACGAGCGGCUUCUCCAAGCGACGGUAGAUGAUUAUAACCAACUGCGGGAUUUUUUGUUCAAACUUGAGGUUAUGAAGGGAAAAUAGAAAAUAUUUACGCGUCGAGAAUUUUCAGAGAGAUUUGAAAGGCACAUCGGUACGUUUGAUUAUCAUCGACAGUGUGUCUUGUAUGAUGCACGACACUGUAUGGACAGAUCACGAUGAAAGUCAGAAUUUCUGAACUGUCUUUGAAAAAUCACGAAGUUUGAGGACACCGUUGUCAAUCUAUUAUCAUCGAGAAACUCAAGAGAUUGUCGCGAUAUGAAGUGGCUAUCCUCAUGACGAGCCAUAUCGUAUGUUUUUCUGAAAGAAAAAAAAAAUUUUUUUUAUUGUUUUACUGAGGCGUUCGAAGGCGCAGAAAUCUAAAAAAAAUAGCUCUUUUUCUCGAAAUUUUUUGAAAUCUGUCUUUCCUUCAAAAAAAGUUAACUAGAACUUUUGAACUUAUUUCAUUUCGAAAAAUUUGCAAUUAACUUGAAAAAACAUCGAAAUUUCUUGCCCUUUCCAAUGGAACACUAGAGAAGCGCUAAGUGGUUACUCGAGGGGUUCUGAUGCCCCUUAAGUGUUCUCAGAAAAUACUUUCUUUUCGGUGUUUCUCUAUUAUCUCAGCUCCUAUACACUGUGAAUAUAUCCGAAUUAGUUGAAAAGUUCAUAAAAUUUGCAGUCAGCCUGUAGUUAAAUCUCUGUUGAAUGGUGAGAGUGUGAAAUAAUUGACUUAACAAAACAGUGAGCAACAUUGAAAGGCUUGAACCUCUGAAAGAAAACGUUUUCAAUGGAAAAUUUUUUAAUUUUUCUAAAUUUUGAAAACUUGCAAUAUAAAGCUUAUGAGAAAUGUUGAAGAUAUUAGAUAUGACCAAUUCAUUGUAUAGUCUAGUUUAAAAAAAACUUUCAUUUGAAACGUCCCUAGAAGAAAAAAAAAAAAAAGAAGUGUUCUAUUUGUAGACCUAUUGGGAUGGAGCUCCGAGGCCGUCGCUCGGCAAGUUUUGGGUUACUUCGUUCCCAAUGGAAAACCGAUUUUUCGUCGAAGCGUUGGCGGAUGGCCGCACGAGGUCCCUGAGUACAAUGAGAGUAUGUUCCGAGGACAAUCAUCGACAAGGAAAUCCUAUUUCUGGCCGUUUUCCAGGAAGACGAAACAGUUGACAUUGCCAAAUUCUGCAUUAGAGAUGGCGUGCUGGCGGAGAUCGAUCAGCUCUAA
Messenger RNA from Caenorhabditis auriculariae, 1905 nucleotides. The record is from the annotation of a GenBank genome assembly. NCBI's taxonomy places the organism in Eukaryota, Metazoa, Nematoda, Chromadorea, Rhabditida, Rhabditidae.